Messenger RNA from Melopsittacus undulatus (budgerigar), 3866 nucleotides. It is a transcript of the gene LARP7, whose product is annotated as La ribonucleoprotein 7, transcriptional regulator. Lineage: Eukaryota; Metazoa; Chordata; Aves; Psittaciformes; Psittaculidae. Bases 1682 to 3472 code for a protein of 596 amino acids. Gene Ontology annotation, biological process: RNA processing. Gene Ontology annotation, cellular component: nucleus; ribonucleoprotein complex. The transcript has 17 exons. The record is from RefSeq and is a predicted model, not a curated record. Gene Ontology annotation, molecular function: RNA binding.
UUGGUACUUUUGGUACUUUUGUUUGUCUAGUUCAAAGAAAGUUACCACAGAAGAAUUUCGAUGGUGACAGGUGCAUUUGUUGGGUUUUUUUUACAGCAGGAUUAGCUUUCAAAUGCAUAAAUAUUUACAGUUAAAGUUCACAGCAAAUUCUGUGACAACUGUAAAAAAACUGAUUUUCAAAACCUGUUUUUCCCCUCUGUGGUCUAAUGAAACAACCACAUCUAUUCAGAAGACAGUGACCUGUAAGCAAAGCAAUUGGAAAUUACCUGGUAGAAUUAGCCCAUUGCCAAUAGCAUUGGGUUUUUUUAUUAGCAACUCAGAAUUUAUCUUCCAAAAUCAAUGAGUCUCUACUUACAGAAAGAUGCUACACAUUUUUAUUUCCUUUAUUUAAUACCAUCUAUGCAGAAAUAUUGCUGUGUAGAGGAAUGUGUUUAUAACUUGUUUCUGCCUGGGUCUGCUAUGUAAAACAAACAGGGAAAGGACCAGAAAUGCAGUGUUGGGUUUCAGCUCUUGGUUACUAGUGUGCUUUGUGUCACUGUCUGAUGGCAUCAAAGGAAGAAAAAGAAGUCCCAUUACCAGAUAACAAAUGCCCUUCUAGUCUAAAACCAGUUUGCAGGUAAAACUGCAAACAUGCAGCUUGCAAAUAGUUGCAUUUUCCUGACAUAUAUUUUAUAUGUAGUAAAUAUACUGGUUUAUAUAGUAUGCAUAGCUUAUACUUUCUAUAUUAUAUAGUAUGUACAGAAACUAUAAAGUCUCUUACAUAUAAUUACAGAGGAUGAACUGCAUGAUUUCAGAAAUAGAGAAAAAGAAGCUACUACCUUUGCAGUGAUGAAUUACUCUUCCCCACAGUCUGUUCCUACUUAAGCAGGACAGAUUCCCAAUGAUCAACAGAUGUCUCCUUGCUCUUGUCAGCGCAACGUUCAUUCGCUUUUCCGAGUCUAUGAACCCCAUCUGCCUUGUUCUUACACAAGACAAAACAAUGAUCUCCUUCUCAGAUCCUUGGAAUGCAUCUACAGUGGACACCUUGACAGCUUUAAUUUUGGAAAGCUUGGUUGCUUUCCAUCAGGCUCCCUCCUCCAUUGCCCUCUUUCCACCUGAAAAUAACUCAAGGCACUGAAGAGCAGGUCUCAAUUUAAAAUCACUCCUCUUGCUUUCCAAGUAAAAGGCACUGUGGAGAUGGAUCCAAGGACCAUUUCUUAUGCUUGGGUUAUUCAGAAAUUGAGAUGUUUCUACAAGAAGUAGCAGUAAUCUUAAGAGAUUCUGUUCUAGGACAGAACUCUACUUAUGUGAAAUUCUUCAAAAGGCAGAAUGAAAAUUCAAGGACCAGAAGCUCCAUGCUGGGGGAAUGGAUGUUAUAAUGUCAACAUCAUUAUCAGUGUGACCUCAUCCAGGAAAAGAAUUUUCAGGGAAUGCAAGAAGUAGGCGAGGAAAGCAAUGUUACAAAAGAGUUUAAAAGGAUAUUCUGUGCACAGGGACAGCUCAAUCAAGCUCAUCUCUUGUACUCCAUUUAAAAUACACCGGAUUGCCACUGACAGUCCAGCAGUAGCAGACGAUGUUAAACCCAGGGGUAUCAAAUCUGAGUUGCUCACCUUAUUACUGCCAUUUCUGAUCUUCAGAAUUCCAUCUUGCCACGUUUUUGAUUUUUUCAGUUUUUGGUUACAUCUAACUUCCAGUUGGCAGAAUGACAGGAAUGGAGACUGAAACGGUGAGAGACAAAGCCACGGAGGAAGAAAGCACUGAACAAAAGAAAGAGAGAGAGAAAAGAAAGAGGUCAAGGGUUAAACAGGUGCUCGCAGAUAUAGCGAAACAAGUGGAUUUCUGGUUUGGGGAUGUCAAUCUCCACAAAGACAGGUUUCUCCGAGAGCAAAUAGAGAAGUCCAGAGAUGGCUAUGUUGACAUAUCACUUCUUGUUUCUUUCAACAAAAUGAAAAAGUUGACAACUGAUGGAAAAUUGAUAGCCCGAGCAGUUAAAAGUUCAUCUGUUGUAGAGCUGGAUUUAGAAGGAACAAGGAUCAGAAGACGCCAGCCACUGGGUGAGCAACCGAAGGAUGUGGAUAGUCGUACAGUCUACGUGGAGCUGCUUCCCAAAAAUGUCAAUCACAGUUGGAUUGAGCGGGUGUUUGGGAAGUGUGGUAAUGUAGUUUAUGUCAGUAUACCCCGGUAUAAAACUAGUGGCGAUCCAAAGGGAUUUGCUUUUGUUGAAUUUGAAACUAAAGAGCAAGCAGAGAAAGCUAUUGAGUUUUUGAAUAACCCACCAGAAGAAGCACCUCGGAAACCUGGGAUUUUCCCCAAAACAGUAAAGAAUAAGCCUGUUCCUGCAUUGAAUACAAGUAAUAGCAACGUAGUAGAAGAGAAGAAAAAGAAGAAGAAAAAGAAAUCUAAAAUCAAGAAAGAGAGCAAUGUGCAGGCUGCUGUAGAGACAAAGGAAUCUAACACGAAUGCUGCAACAGAGCAAGUACCAAAGUCAAAAAGACACAGAACUUCAUCCGAGUGUUCAGAAGGGGAGGUAACUGAGACUCACAGGCAGCCCUCAAAGAGAGAAAAAAGAAAAUGGGACAGAACAGAAAGCUCCGAUGCACCCUGGGAAAGCAGGCCAGGGAAGAGAAAAAGAACAAGUUCUGGAGGUUGCGAGACCUCAGCUUCAAAAGUGAGGAAAACUGUCCAAAAGGAUGAAAUUGUUCCUGUAAAGGAAGAAACAACAGAAGCUCCAAAAGACUCCAAUGCUAAUGUAGAUGCUUCUGCAGAAGAUGACAAAGAUAAAAAAGAUUCAUCACUUUCAAAAUCUAAAAGGAAACACAAGAAAAAGCACAAAGAAAGACACAAAAUGGGUGAAGAAGUCAUUCCACUCAGAGUGCUGUCCAAGACAGAAUGGAUGGAUUUGAAGCAAGAAUAUUUGGCCCUUCAAAAAGCCAGUAUGGCCUCAUUAAAGAAAACCAUGUCUCAAAUCAAGCUUGAGCCUGUGGGAGAGAUGGAAACAGAAUCCUGUGCCCAGAAAAAGGCCCAGUCUGAAAAUGGCAAAUCUGCCAGUGAAGACUCUGCCUCUUCUGCCAAGGCCAGCACAAUGGGACCUCAGUUCCUGAGUGGAGUAAUUGUGAAGAUCAUUAGCACUGAUCCCCUGCCGGGCAGGAAGCAGAUCAAGGAUGCUUUGGCAGCACUGGCUGAUGUUGCUUAUGUGGACAUGCUGGAGGGAGACACAGAAUGUCACGUCCGUUUUAAAACUCCUGAGGAUGCACAGGUUAUCAUGAAGUCAUACAAAGAAAUACAGAUCAAAAGCAACUGGAAAUUUGAAGUUCUCACUGGUGAUCAUGAACAACGUUACUGGCAGAAGAUUCUAGUGGACAGACAAGCUAAGCUUAACCAGCCUCGAGAAAAGAAGCGGGGUACUGAGAAGUUAAUUGCUAAAGCUGAAAGAAUGAGACUCGAAAAGACUCAACAAACAAGUAAACAUAUUCGCUUCACUGAAAAUAACUGACCAAGACUGAUUGUGCUGUUCAAAGUGACCUACUUACUUAAAAACCCCAAACUCCACAAACCCCACUGCUUACAGCAACUAAACCUUUUCUAAGGAGGCAUAAAAACCUGAUCUGUUUGAUUCAUAAUUCUGCAGGCUGCAAGUAUGAAGAUUAUUCUCAAUCCCAUUUGGAAAUAGGCUGAAUGUUUACCCCUUCUGUGCCUGUAGGUAAAGCUUUCUGGGGGAAAAAAGUAGUGUAUUAUGAGAUGUUGCUUUAGUUCACUUCUGAUUUUGGUUUUGGGGUGUUUUGUUCUUUGGGUUUUGUGCUUUUUUUUGUUGUUGUUGUUUGCUUUUUUUGUUGUAUGUUAAAGUUUUAUGCACUAGGUUAUGAAAUAAAAUGCUUGAGAAAUUUUCA